AUGGAAAAUGUGACAUCUCUAAUAGAGUUUACUCUAUCUGGGUUCAGUGAGAUAUUGGACUACAAACUAACUUUCUUCUGUCUCACUUUACUGUUUUACUGUGUUAUUAUUAUGGUAAAUGUUGCUGUCAUUGUUAUUAUUACCAUGGAUAGAAACCUCCAUGAGCCAAUGUAUAUUUUCCUGUGUAGUUUGUGCGUAAAUGGACUUUUUGGAACUGCUGGAUUUUACCCCAAAUUCCUAUUGGAUCUAUUGUCUCAUCACCAGGGAAUUUCUUAUACAGGGUGCAUGAUUCAAGUUUUAGUAAUAUACUCCACUGUGUGCAUUGAUAUUUGUCUGUUAUCAGUGAUGGCAUAUGACAGGUAUGUAGCAAUCUGUAGACCACUGGAGUAUCACUCUGUUAUGACCAGGCAGAGGGUCGCUCAGUUAGUCUCCUUCUCCUGGCUUGUUCCUUUAGGUCUUGUAUCUACUGCUAUUAUAUUCACUUCCUGGUUGAAGUUGUGUGGCUCACACAUACAGAAACUAUAUUGUGCUCCUUGGUUAGUUGCUAAGCUGUCCUGUGCUCCGACCAUUGCUAAUGUGACAAUACUUUUUUAUGUUAUUCUCGGUAUUUUCAUUGUUUUCACUUAUGUACAGUUGAUCAGAUCAUGUUUGGUGUCCUUGGAGAACAGAGGAAAGUUCAUGAGAACUUGUGUUCCACAUUUAAUGGUUUUAUUCAAUGUCGUCAUUGCUGCUUUAUUUGAUGUCAUGUAUAUGCGAUAUGGCUCCUCAGAUUUACCACAAAGUCUUCAGAAUUUCCUGUCUACAGAAAUGAUUAUAGUUCCUCCAAUAGUCAACCCUGUCAUGUAUGGUAUUACACUGACUCAAAUUCGUAACAAAAUACUUCCAUCAUGUUUGAAAAGGAAAAGACAGAUUUGUUAA
Hypomesus transpacificus is the source of this 918-nucleotide messenger RNA. RefSeq names its product olfactory receptor 10J5-like. Gene Ontology annotation, cellular component: membrane. NCBI's taxonomy places the organism in Eukaryota, Metazoa, Chordata, Actinopteri, Osmeriformes, Osmeridae. Gene Ontology annotation, molecular function: olfactory receptor activity; G protein-coupled receptor activity. The record is from RefSeq and is a predicted model, not a curated record. Bases 1 to 918 code for a protein of 305 amino acids. The transcript has 2 exons. Gene Ontology annotation, biological process: G protein-coupled receptor signaling pathway.